Messenger RNA from Haemonchus placei, 462 nucleotides. The record is from the annotation of a GenBank genome assembly. Lineage: Eukaryota; Metazoa; Nematoda; Chromadorea; Rhabditida; Trichostrongylidae.
AUUUCUUACCUGCUGCUUUCUCCUAUACUCCUUGGCGCGCGACGUCCCUCUCGCCGCGACGCGACAAUUUCGUUCCUAUUCGAAAUGGAUACGCUUUGCCUGAUGCCAUCGUCGAUGCGAGUCCUAUGCGCUGUGCUGUGUGCCCUGCUCAUUUCCUCAUUGGCGGCAGCAGUCUUCAACAGUCUUCAGAGUAAUGCCAAGGGAUCGUCGAGUUUCUGCAAACGACCGGAUGAGCAGUUUCGACCGAACUUUCUAUGUCCUCGAGAAACAAUGUUCUUCUACUAUUCUUGCUGCUUGGACUCGAAUGACGAGGAUCUCAAAUGUUGUGCUCAAGUGCGAGUUUGGCUACUAAUCGCAAUCAUUUGUGUGAGCCUAUCGUGUGUCAUUGGAGUGUCAUACACUAUUUUCUGGUACUGCUGUAUUUGCGAGAAGGCGAACACCGUUUUGGCAACUCCGCUAUAA